CUCGCAAGAGGCAAGAAACCCCGCGGCCCGGCAUGCACCCUUCAGAGCGGGCUUGCGUCGAGGCCAUCCGUAGUUUCGUCCGUCAAGCAGCGGGCCCUCGGCGCGUGGGGCGCGUUGUUCAAAAGUUUGAAGUUUGUUCACAGCUGAUGCUUUCUACUUUUCUGCUAGAACACUACUACCACGAUCACUGCCAAACAGACUCAAUUCACGCUCGGCAUCCUCCAACAUGUCUGCCACCAAGUCGCCUGACACGCAGCAGACCAGGCGUCAGAUAAAAGCGUCAGUGCUACACGGCGCGAAAGACUUGAGGAUUGAAAGCAGAAGUUUGUUUCCACCAAACGCAGACGAGCUUCAGGUAGCGAUCCGGGCAACUGGUCUUUGUGGUUCUGAUCUCCAUUACUACCGCCAUUACCGCAAUGGCGACAUUAUGGUGCGAGAGCCCAUGUCACUAGGCCACGAAUCUGCAGGCGUUGUCGUUGGCGUGGGCUCAUCGGUCAAAGACUUCAAGAUUGGGGACAAGGUGGCGCUAGAAGUCGGUUUGCCUUGUGGAGAGUGUGACAGGUGCGGAGAGGGGAGGUAUAACAUCUGCAAAGCUAUGAGCUUCAGGAGCUCUGCAAAAGCAUUUCCUCACGCGCAGGGUACACUACAAGACAGAAUCAACCAUCCUGCGGCGUGGUGUCACAAACUACCGGACGAUGUCUCACUAGACCUUGGAGCAAUUCUAGAACCGCUUGGUGUAGCAAUUCACGCCACAAGAAGAGCAAAUCUUCCCACUGGAAGCACAGUUCUAGUCUUCGGAGCAGGCGCGGUGGGUCUUUUGGUGGCCGCAAUGGCGAAGAUUUCGGGCGCGAGUACGGUCAUAAUAGCUGACAUUGAUUCCGGGCGCGUGGACUUCGCGGUAAACAACGCGUUUGCACACAAGGGAUACACGGUCCCUAUGAAGCGAGGAAGUACCAUCGAGGAGAAUCUGGCCAUAGCAAAAGAGACGGCAGCUGAAAUUGGCAAGGUAAAGAAGUCAAGCGGUCAGCCUGCAGUGGAGGUUGAUGCCGUGUUCGAGUGCACUGGAGUGCCUUCGUGUCUCCAAGCAGCCAUAUUUGCCACUCGCCCUGGUGGUAAAGUGAUGUUAAUAGGCAUGGGUACGCCAAUCCAAACUCUCCCCAUAUCAGCUGCCGCACUCCGCGAAGUUGAUCUAGUCGGCGUCUUCCGAUACGCCAAUACGUACCCCAUGGGCAUUGAAGUUGUGUCAAAGAAGGGACCAGACUACCCAGACUUCUCAAAGCUGGUCACGCAUAGGUACAAGGGACUCGAGUCGGCCGUGCAGGCAUUCGACAUGGCGGGCAACACAAAAGACGUGGAUGGCAAGCUGGUCAUCAAGGUGGUCAUUGAGACGGAUGAAGAGGACAAAGCGCGUCUAUAAUGUCAACAUCUCUUAGCUUCGUAGACCACUGAGCUGUACAUAUCUUUCUUCUGGAGCUUUGUGCCAUUACACUGACCGUCCUGCCGUGCUGUGGAUGGUGCUCCUGUGUGCCAAAUGCAAAUGCGCAGCCCCUAACUCGGCACGACGCGUGGUUAC
This is a messenger RNA of Mytilinidion resinicola, 1573 nucleotides long. RefSeq names its product GroES-like protein. NCBI's taxonomy places the organism in Eukaryota, Fungi, Ascomycota, Dothideomycetes, Mytilinidiales, Mytilinidiaceae. Gene Ontology annotation, molecular function: L-iditol 2-dehydrogenase (NAD+) activity; zinc ion binding. The record is from RefSeq and is a predicted model, not a curated record. Gene Ontology annotation, biological process: D-sorbitol catabolic process. The transcript is spliced from 4 exons. Bases 227 to 1417 code for a protein of 396 amino acids.